Molecule: messenger RNA, 3755 nt
Organism: Tilletiopsis washingtonensis
Lineage: Eukaryota; Fungi; Basidiomycota; Exobasidiomycetes; Entylomatales
Product: transcription elongation factor Spt5
Exons: 5
Coding region: 90-3683 (1197 amino acids)
Biological process (GO): regulation of DNA-templated transcription elongation; regulation of transcription by RNA polymerase II; transcription elongation by RNA polymerase II
Cellular component (GO): DSIF complex
Molecular function (GO): protein binding; mRNA binding
Source: RefSeq, a predicted model, not a curated record
CGCACACCUUUGCAGCAGCACUCGGCUCCAGCAGCGCCGCACGCCGCACCCCCAGCUCGCCCCAAGCGCCCGCCGCGCGGCUCGCCGCCAUGUCCUCCUCGCCCGCGCCGGAGGCCGGCGCCUCGUCGCGCGCGCCGCGCCGCCUCUCUGCCUCGUCUGGCGACGAGGACAAGCCCGAUGAGGCGGCGCUGCGCCGCAGUGCCUCGCCGCCGCGGGCGCCGCGCGGCCGGCGCAGCACGUCCGAGGACGAGGAGGAGGACGACGAAGAUGACGAUGACGACGAGGACGACGAGGACGAGGACGAGGACAGCGACGACAGCCGUGCCGCUGCCGCGAGCGGCAAGCGCAAGAAGAAGCGCAGGAAGAAGACUGGCAACCGCUUCCUCGAUGUCGAGGCCGAGGUGGACGACGACGACGAAGACUUGGACGAGGAGGAUGCGGAGCUGGCCAAGGAGGACGGCUUCAUCGAGGCCGACGCCGAGGACGAUCUCGGCGUGGACGGCCGCCGGCAGCUGGCCGCCGAAAACCAGCGCCUCGACCGCAUGCGCCGCGAGAAGGAGGACCGCACCGCCGAGGAGCUCGCCGCAGAGCUCAACGAGCGCUACCGCCGCACGGCGCGCAGCGCCAAGAGCGAGUACUCCGAGGUGCCGCAGCGCAUGCUCAUGCCGUCCGUGCACGACCCGGGACUCUACUCUGUCCGCUGCAAGGCUGGUCGCGAGCGCGAGAUUGUCAUUACCAUGAUGCGCAAGGCCGUCGCGCGGUUUGAAGCCGACCAGAAUGUCGGCCUGAUCAGCUGCUUCUUCCGCGACAGCCUGCCGCAGCGCAUCUUCAUGGAGGCGCGCUCGUCGAAGGACGUCAUUGACGCCUGCAUUGAGGUGGUGGGCGUGUAUGCGCGCUCGCAGGAGCAGCUCUUCCUCGUGCCCAUCGAUGAGAUGGCCGACCUGCUGCGCAUCACCAAGGUGGUGCAGGAGGUCAAGCCCGGCGGCUGGGUGCGCAUCAAGCGCGGCCGCAACCAGGGCGAUCUGGCGCAGGUCAUCGACACGACGGAGAACGGCGAGAUCAUCGGCGUCAAGUAUCUGCCGCGCCUUGACCUUACGCCGCGCGAGGAGGGCGAGACGUUCGACAAGCUCGGCCGCAAGCGCAAGAAGGGCGCCGCACCCGGCACUGCGCUCAACGACCGCCCGCCGCAGCGCUUCUUCAACUACGAGGAGGUCAAUCGCUCGGUUCCGAACAAGGACCGCCCGAUCCGCCGCGACGGCGCGUACAUCUUCCGCGGCAAGACGUACAAGGACGGCUACUGCGAGGAGGACAUCAAGCUCAGCGCACUGAUCACGGAGGACGUCAAUCCCACGCUCGACGAGAUCACGCGCUUCACAGGCGAUGCGUCGGCGCAGGACGGCGGCGGCAGCGCGCUCGCGUCCGGCGCCGCCAAUGCGACGUCUGGCGUCGAUCUUGACCUGCUGGCGGAGGCGACGCGCGCCAAGGCCGAGGUGGUGCUGCGCCGCGGCGACCACGUCGAGGUGCUGGACGGCGAGCAGGCCGGCAUCGAGGGCACCGUCGACACUGUCGGUGCCGAGGCCGUCACGCUCAAGAUCGAGCUGUCGGACGGCGAGACGCAGAUGAUCGAGGUGCCGGUGCGCUCGGUGCGCAAGCGCUUCAAGCCCGGAGACCACAUCAAGGUCAUUGCCGGCAAGCACCUGGACGAGACGGGUCUCGUCGUCAAGGUCGAGGACAAUGUGACGACGUUCCUGUCCGACCUGAGCCUCGAGGAGGUCACCGUCUUCAGCAAGGACAUUCACGAGGCUGCCGAGGUCGGCAGCGGUGUGACCACGGUUGGCGGCUACAACCUGCACGAGCUGGUGCAGCUCGACGCGCAGACUGCCGGUGUGAUCUUCAAGAUCGAGCGCGGCGUUUUCCUCGUGCUGGACCAGCUCGGUCAGGUGCGCUCAGUGCGUCCGGCGCAGAUCACCAUGAAGCGCGACACGGGCCGGUCAGUGGCGCUCGACAGCGAGGCUGGCGAGUUCCGCGCGGGUGACACGAUGAAGGAGGUCGAGGGCGAUGUGAGUCUGCUGCUGCCAGCUGCUGCCGAUGCAUGCUCACGGUGCUUUCCGCAGGAACGAGAUGGCCAGGUGCUGCACGUCUACCAGUCGAUGCUGGUGUGGCUCUUCAACCGCGACCUGCGCGAGAACGGCGGUGUCUUCCUGUCGCGCGCGCGCAAGCUGCGGCCGAAGGCGCCGCGCUCGGCGGGCGGUGCGCCGGUGAUGGAUCUCAGCAAGCAGAACCCGGCGCUGCAGGCUGCGACGAUGGGCCUGCAGGCCGGCGGCGGCGGCGGCGCGCUCAGCAACAUGAAGCGCCAGGGCGGCCGCGACGCGCUGGCCGGCAAGACGGUGGCCAUCACCAAGGGCGUGUACAAGACCUACCGCGGCAUCAUCAAGGACACCAACGGCACCAUGGCGCGCGUCGAGCUGCACACGAUGAGCAAGGUGCUGACCAUCGAGCUGUCCUCGCUCGUCGAGAAGGACCCCAUCACUGGCAGGAGUCGGCCACUGCUGGGCCCUGGCCCGGGCGCACCGGGCGCACCGGGCGCAAUGAGCGCGCCGAGCCCGUAUGCAAGCGGAGCGAACGGCUUCGGCGGCGCCACGCCGGCAUACGGCAGCGGCGCUCGCACGCCUGCCUACGCGUCUGGCAGCAAGACGCCUGCGUACGGCAGCGGCAGCAAGACGCCGGCGUACGGCUACAACGAUGGCGGUCGCACGCCGGCGUACGGCUUCAAUGACGGCGGCCGGACACCCGCUUACGGCGCUGGCUCGCGCACGCCGGCUUACGGCGGCGGCGACGGCGGCCGCACACCUGCGCCGAACUACGGCAGCGCGACGCCGAGUCACUACGGCAGCUACGGCUCGCGGCCCAACGACGGCGGGCGCACGCCGAUGGCGCCGCCUCUUAGCGGCGCCGCUGCGUUCCGCGAGCCGGCGUACUCGGCGCCGACACCGUACGGCGCACCGACGCCCGGCGCGUAUCCCAGCGCACCCACGCCGGCCGGCGCGCCGACACCCGGCUACGGCGCCGCGGCGCCACGUGGAGCGUACGGUGCGCCGACGCCGGGCGCCCCAACGCCUGGAGCCUAUGCCGCUCCGACGCCUGGCGGGCCGAUGAGUGCCCCGACGCCCGGAGCUUACGGCGCGCCUACGCCCGGCGGCAUGUAUGGCGCUCCAACGCCGGGCGCAAUGGGCGCACCCACGCCCGGCGGCGCGAUCAGUGCUCCGACACCUGCCGCUGGCGGGUGGGGCGGUGGAGGUGCCUCGGCGAGCCGGCAGUCUGCUCCUAUGCAAAUCCGCAUCUUCUCCGAUAUCCUCGUCUCGCUCGGGCCUGACACCAGCGGCCGCUCCUUUGGCAACGGCGAGCACAAUGGCAAGGGCGGCUGGGUCACUGCCGUCAACGAGGCGGCACAGACGGCCGCGGUGGCGUUCGACGACGGCAACCGCCUCGCCAGUGUGCCCUUCGCCUACGUCAAGCCGAAGCGCCCCACGGCGCGCGGCGCCUACUGUCUGGCGCUCGCCGGCCCGCACGCCGGCUCGCGCGUCGUCGUGCAGAGCAUCGACGGCGACGAGAUCAUGGCGCUCAACUCGGCCACGCAGGAGAGCGUAUUUGGCUCGUCGAGCAUGUUCGCGAUCGUGGCCUAGGCAUCUGUCCCCUCAUGUACUCUCUCUCUCGUCUCCCUGCCAGCAAUCAUCUUCACACGCGCCGAGCUUGCG